CUUCUACGAAUAACACGUAAGCAACGCGCAAGUAAAACCUGUUUUUGACGUUUGAAAAUCAGCUGACCAACAUGUGUCUCGUCAACGAUAUAACUGUCAAAAAUAUGCCUACUAGAUCGCCUAGAUCACCAUGGAGACGCACUUUAAGAGAGCCUAUAAAGCCUCGCCUAUCUCGCAAGAUAAUAACAAGUGCAAGAGUCAACCUCAACUCCUAUUGGUCGAAAUUUGAAGCCACUUCAAAGCCAUCUAUGUUAGACAUUGACAUAUCACACCUACUUUCCAGUAGAGUAUCAUCAAGUGAAAAUGAAAUAACCGAUAAUAUCAUUAAUGAAUUAAUGGAAUUAGGUAAUAAGUAAUUUUAGUUUUAACUUUUAGGUUAGUUUAAUUUUUUGUGUUUGUACAUAAACUAUUUUUACUUAAGCAGCCAAGUGCAAUCUUCUAGAGUUAUUCAAAAUUCGUGCAAUGUUUAGAGAAUACCAUUAGGGUACCACAAAAUCGCAAUAUUUCGUGCAAUCAAAAUUAUAUUAUUUAGAUUUAGGUAACAAUCCAACAUAUUUCAAUGCAUUUUUAUAGCCUGUGAUAUUAUUUUAUACUUCGUGAGAUAAAUUUAAAAAUACAUUGAACUAUGGGGGAUAGUUUUGUGAUAUAAACUUUGUGAUACAAAUCUCUAUAUACGGUCAAAUCAUUUUGACGUGAAAAGCUUUAAAAUGUAUAAAUGUAUAUUACACACGAACACUUUUAUUUGCUCAAGCUUUAAAAUUAAUUGCUUUAUUUUAUAAUUUAAAUUUAACCAUAAUGUCAUUUUUAGAAUGUUGCAAGUAUAACCUAAGCCCACUGGCUUAAGUUAUACUUAUAGCUUUAAUUUUGCCUGUGAUUUUUUGGAGCUUUACUUUCUUUAGUAUAAUUUAGUGCUUUAUUAGUUAGGAGCACACUCUCGACCUGUCAAAUUGACAGGUCAGGGUAAUUAUAGGCCGACAAUGUGUCAAUUUUAUGUAUAAAGUGCAUGUAUUUAGCUUUAAUUUUUUAUAAUUUUUGAAAUGCUUAAGUAAAAAUUUUAAUUUUUUUGCUUAGUUAAGUUUGCACAUGGAUGAUAUAUUGCACUUUUUAGUUUUAAAAAAUAGCUUUCUCGAAGUAGAUUUUUUUUAUAAAAAAGUGCUCAUGAAGCUAUGUGAUUGUGUUAGAUAUUUUGAUAAUGAUUUUGUAAAUUUUUGUGAUAUCAGCUGAUCAUAUGAUUUCUACAUGUUAUUUUUAUAAAAAAUUUAAAUUAGUUUUAAGUUAGUUUUUAGCAUCGUAUUUUUGUGUUUUUGUAUAUUUUUAAAUCAAAAUACCC
Brassicogethes aeneus is the source of this 1330-nucleotide messenger RNA. NCBI's taxonomy places the organism in Eukaryota, Metazoa, Arthropoda, Insecta, Coleoptera, Nitidulidae. The record is from the annotation of a GenBank genome assembly.